AUGUCCAACCACGUGAACCUACACGUGUCCAACCGUCUGAACCUACACCUGUCCAACCAUGUGAACCUACACCUGUCCAACCAUCUGAACCUACGCCUGUCCAACCGUCUGUACCUACACCUGUCCAACCAUGUGAACCUACACCUGUCCAACCGUCUGAACCUACACCUGUCCAACCGUCUGAACCUACACCUGUCCAACCGUCUGAACCUACACCUGUCCAACCAUCUGUACCUACGCCUGUCCAACCAUCUGAAUCUACACCUGUCCAACCAUGUGAACCUACGCCUGUCCAACCAUCUGAACCUACACCUGUCCAACCGUCUGAACCUACACCUGUCCAACCAUCUGUACCUACGCCUGUCCAACCAUCUGAAUCUACACCUGUCCAACCAUGUGAACCUACACCUGUCCAACCAUCUGAACCUACACGUGUCCAACCAUGUGAACCUACACCUGUCCAACCAUCUGAACCUACGCCUGUCCAACCGUCUGUACCUUCACCUGUCCAACCAUCUGAACCUACACCUGUCCAACCAUCUGAACCUACACGUGUCCAACCAUGUGAACCUACGCCUGUCCAACCAUCUGAACCUACGCCUGUCCAACCGUCUGUACCUUCACCUGUCCAACCAUCUGAACCUACGCCUGUCCAACCAUCUGAACCUACGCCUGUCCAACCGUCUGAACCUACACGUGUCUGUUUCUAGCUGCAUAUAUUCAACCAUCAAAUGCACCGCGUGGAUCUCCAUCAGACAGCCUGUGUGUGCUGAGUGCAUGUUUAAAAGUUCUCGUAUCGACGCAGGUGAAGUUCUUAGGAUCUGCACUUGUUUGAUAGGCAUUUAG
Molecule: messenger RNA, 846 nt
Organism: Haliotis rufescens (red abalone)
Lineage: Eukaryota; Metazoa; Mollusca; Gastropoda; Lepetellida; Haliotidae
Product: bromodomain-containing protein DDB_G0271118-like
Exons: 1
Coding region: 1-846 (281 amino acids)
Source: RefSeq, a predicted model, not a curated record